AUGUUAGCCCGACCAUCAUUAACGGCCUCUUGUCAGUGCAGUUUGGCCCGCUCAUCGCCCGGUCUCAAGCCUGUUGCUGCGCGCUCGAACUCUUCCCUUGCCUCGGAGUCGUCGGCGGACGGACAGACUAACAGCAUACCGCAUCGCAAGCGUUCAAUCCCUAUAGCAGGCAGCUUUGGGAACAUCCUCAUUCCGGAGGCCCUGAAACUCGGCUCACUCAAAAAUAAUGCGAGUUCACGCUUGGGCACACGCUUGAACAGCGCAAGGCCGGACAUAAGCUGGCUGGGGGUGGACGAGUUUGGCGGCUCCCUCGCUCGUCGAUUGGCGCAGGCGAAGGCAGAGUCCCGUGCGAAACAGCCGGAGGGCCAGGCCUCCCCAGCUUCCAGUGCGAUCGCAGUCAAUGCAAGGGGUGGUUCGCACAAGCUCAACAGCUAUGGAACACGGGUGACCGCCGACACGAGGAGACAAUGGGAGGGCGCUACGAAGGAUAAGGUGGAGGAGGUGCACACAAAGCCUUCACGCAGCGAGGCUCGUCCACCGGGUGCGCGCCAACGCCAGGCCGACCAGCGAGUUCAUGCAGAGGCAGUAGAAGAGGCGAAAGAGGUACGGGGGAAGGUGCGGAAGGCCGGGAGAGACAAACCGUCACAUACCAAGGCACCUGCUGGGUCCAUGGAGAUCCAAACGACCGACUUGGAUAAACUGUUCGGUGCUCCCUCUGCAGCGCAACGGUCCACUGCCCCUCGGGUCGCUGCAUUAGAGCUUCAGACGGAGUCACCUCCUGCCCAGCGAUCCCUUCCCACACCUAGAGCCAAAGUUCGCCCCACCAUGUCCCCCUCGAUGGCCCUCCGCGUCCAGCGCACCCUGGAAAACUCCGGAGGCGACUACUCUCGGUAUCUUCCCCAGAUCCAAGGGCUCAACGAGCCAGAGCAGCGCACUCCUCUUGGUAUCGCACAACUCGUCAUGGCUCGCAAGACAGAAGCAGGCCCGAGGAUGAGGCGGAACGCACUUGGGAUAGUACAAAAGCUGAUUGUGAAUGAGCCUGAGUACUUACUACUUACUACUUAA
Messenger RNA from Sparassis crispa, 1065 nucleotides. RefSeq lists its product as hypothetical. The coding region runs from base 1 to 1065 and encodes 354 amino acids. The transcript has 3 exons. Lineage: Eukaryota; Fungi; Basidiomycota; Agaricomycetes; Polyporales; Sparassidaceae. The record is from RefSeq and is a predicted model, not a curated record.